This is a messenger RNA of Geodia barretti, 2100 nucleotides long. The record is from the annotation of a GenBank genome assembly. NCBI's taxonomy places the organism in Eukaryota, Metazoa, Porifera, Demospongiae, Tetractinellida, Geodiidae.
AUGCUGCAGCCCGUCCCUGCAGAGUCGUUAGCUCUGCGCGCGACCGUGACAGCGAUCGAGAUGGCGAGCUGGCUAGCAUCCCUCGUGCUGGCGUCGAUUGUGGCCGUGGGCAGUGCAACAAGCUACGGGGGCUACCACCAGGACAGCCGACCGCACGGAGACCAUGAUCCACGUGUGGGACCCGGAAUGACUGUAUCGGCUCACUUCGAGAUGGCCGGGAUUCGAGGUGAAAUCUGCUUCAAUCAGGCGGAACCUGGUGCUAACGUUACCAUCACUGUCAAACUCACUGGCCUUGAGCAGUACGAGCCGCAGGAAUUUGACUGGAGCAUCCACGAGUUUCCUGUCGAGUUCACCGAGUACCCAGACUUCCCCUGCGAGUUUGGCAACGGCCAAGGAAGAGGAAGAGUGGGGGGUAUUUACGGCGAUCCUGUCUUAUGCGCCGGACCGCCGCAGAACGUGAUCGAGAGGGGUUGUGUUGGCAAUGUGGGAUUCCGGCAUUCACCAUUGGAGGCUACUUCUGAGCCGCAGGUGUUCUCAGACGAUGUUCUAAGUUUGUUUGGUCCGGAUUCCCCCAUCGGUCGCUCCAUUGUCAUCAGAAGCACACUUCGUGUUCCCUCCAUUGCCUGUGCCAACAUCGAGUACCAGGGUGUCAAGCUGCACACGUACAGGGCAGCUCUUAGUGACCAGCUGAGCGGUGACGUCAUCCUCCGUCGCCAGAACGGUCGGUCUGGUACGACUCUGCGUGCUGAGUUCACUCAAUCCUGUGAUACAACUGUUCGUCAAUUCAUUGACCAGCCACCACCAGAGUUACUUUGGUACCUCAGGAGUGGAACUUGCGACAACAUUGGACCGGUGUAUGGUAACAACACACACGUAGAUGAAAUACACCACGGUGCCUUUCAGCGAUGCUCUCGUGAAAAUCCACGGGGAUGCCCGGCUGGUGACCUCAAUACAAAGUGCGGAUCUCUCCUUCCCGAAGUUUUUGAUAAAGACACUCCCGAACUUGAGGAUGAUGUUCUCAGAUAUCGAGCAUUUUGCCACGACGACCAGCUUGGCCUUCUCUCUAAGUCCCAGAUAGAGGACACCAUCCUCGUGUUCCACGAUGCAAUCACUCUUGGUGUUGUCGAGUGCGCGACCUGGAGUAAGAUCAACCAGCUGUGUGCCCGUGUCAACUGCAUCAAGAGGCCCCGUAUCAACAUCGACGUCUUGUUUUUCCAGAGCGACCCCAACGAUCGUACACACGUCCGCGCCUACAUAACUGGUCUGGACCAAGAGAAGGCGUACUUGCAGGUCCGAACAGACAAAGUCACCGACACGAGUGAAUGCGAAGCUGGUGGAAUCUACGACAAGCCACGCAUUUUCACCAACGCGCUCAUCUCCAAUUCACACGUGGGUGACAAACCAACGGGUGAUGUUCUUCCCGUUGGGGUCCUCGAGUACAAAACCACCAGCCCCCGUGGGCGGGAGAGCGUUGUCAGGCAAGACACGACAUCCUGGCUGCCUCUGUUUGGACCGUUUAGCAUCAUCGGUCGCUCGCUUGCCCUCGCGGACGAAAACGGUGUUCCAGUGGCUUGUUGCAACAUUUUGCCCGUCGAUAAUCCCAGCCCAGAGCUUAUCAACUCUGUUCUGGGUUACCAGGAACAGACCAACAGGCCGGGAGGAAAAUAACUCUAAUGAAUGAUCGUACUGUGCUUGAACCCUAGAACACAAUUUGAGUACGAAGCUUAGUAUGUAAACUUGCAGAUGUGUAUGUAUACAUCCAAAUUUCGUAAGGACAGUUGGACUGUGUAUGCGGUGUAUUACAUGGCAGUGUAAUAUUGUGGACAUGUGCAGUUUUCAUUAAUGCACACAAUUACUUUGCAUUUGACCAGCCCAUAUUUUGUACGUGCAUAAUCCUGCUACUAUACCUGUAUGCCCUAAGACCUCUAUUCCCUUGGACACAAUACCACUGCACACAAACACAGAGUGGUCAGAUGACGAAGCGGCCACUAGGAAAAGACCUCUCUGGUCACUCCUGUGCAAAAUGAUCGACACACAAACGACAAGUGGGUGAUUCUCUGGAGAGAAGUCUAAUGGAGAGACUAGAGAACCUGAGGCGGG